CAGUCGCUGACGGAGCGUCUCGCCGGUCGGGCCGCGCGUCUCUCGCCCACCGAGCGGGGCUCCACGACUCCCAACUGACGACCGGAGACGAUCGGACGCAGUGCGAGCUGAGCGGUCAGACAGCGCGGGUCACUGUGCGCGGACAGUGCAGGGCGCGGGGCGGGGUAACAAGUGGCUGUGUGUGACAAUGUGCGUCACCGGUAGUGUCCGGGAGUGAUAGACGACAGACAUGCGACUGGGUGCACGGAACACCAGCCUCGUGACGAUAUGAUUCACGCCUUGCUCAACGGCCCAGGACGACGGAAGAGACCCGACAGUUCGGCCGACGGCGGGCGGUGUGCGCCUGCUCCUGCUGUCUCUGUUCUGCUGCUGCCGCUCCUACUCCUACCGCUGCUCACCAGCGCCGAUGGAUCUGGACAGCAGGAGCUCGCUCAAAUCUCUCCCAACCUCACAUUGCCAUAUCUCCAGCACCUCAUCAACAAUGCCCGCGAUGGCAGAAGUAUAUACUCGAGUCACUCCAGUCAGAGUCAGAUCCGGCCCUCGCCCUGCAUCUCGAGCCGCUCCGGCCGGCGCGGUGUCUGUAUGUUCGUCUGGGAGUGCGUCAAGAAGGGCGGCGAGCCGGUCGGCAUCUGCACGGACCGCUUCAUGUUCGGCGGCUGCUGCGAGAUGCCGGACGAGCUGGCGAUGACGCCGACCGCCGGGCCGCAGGAGCUGAUGACGGCCGCCGCUAGCACGGCUCACGCUGAUGUCGACGGCUGGACGUCACUGCUGGAGACGGCUGGAGCGGGGACCAGCGCCGGUCCCGGGACGCACUGGAGCUCCGGACCAGCGGAGUACACACAGCCCCCGACAGUCGGGUCCACCUAUCCGGACAGGCCAUCAACUUAUCCGGAUAGGCCGUCAACAUAUCCGGAUAGGCCGUCAACUUAUCCGGAUAGGCCGUCAACAUAUCCAGAUAGGCCAUCAACAUAUCCAGAUAGGCCAUCAACACUUCCAGACCGAUAUCCAGAAGAACCCGCGCUAUAUGAGGAGAGAUAUCCGGAUAAGCCAUCCUAUUCAGAUAGGUUCAAGGAUCGACCUCAUAUUUACCAAGAUAGAUAUCCUGACAGGCCGUCCAGUUACUUCGAAAGGCCGUCGUCUUAUCCAGAUAGAGACAAACCUUCAUUAUAUCCGGAUAGAGACAAACCAUUUGCAUCGUAUAUAAACAGAGACAAACCAUCCUCAUAUUCACAUAAAAAUAAACCAUCAAGUUAUCUGGAUAGAGACAAACCUUAUUUUGACAAGGCCAAGCCACAUCAGAAUAAACCAACAAGCUACAUCGACCGUUAUCCGGACGACAGCUCGCCCUCAGUAGACCGGUACAGCCCGUAUAAGGGCAGACCGUCGCCCUCCCGCCCCUCCACCUACCCCUCCCGCCCCUCUUCGCUCGCCGUCGAGCCGGUCCGCCCCUACGACCGUCCGUCGACGAUCACCGACCGCUGGUCGUCGACACCGACACGUCGGCCGACAGAGGAACCGGCGACGGCGCCGCUCGACUGGCCAGAGCUGCCGCAGGUCAUCCCGGAGAGGCCCUCGGUCCAGGAGAACGAGGUGGGCUCCGGCCCGGUGGCGCUCACCAAGCCGUGGCCGCGACCGACGCGGCCGACGCGACCCACCCGCCCGCCACCCGCCUCCAUCACCUUCCCCUCCACGACCACCGAGGCAGUGCCGUCCACCACACAGACGUCCACGUCCACGGCGGCAGCGCUACUGGAGACGGCCGCCAGUCAGUCGUCGGCGCCCUCCGUCCAGUGGGUGAACGUGCAGGACACACUGCCGGACGUGGCGACGCCCUGGCCGCGGCCGACGCGACCCACCCGACCCCACUGGUCCAGCCUGGGGGCGACCUCCCGGCCGCCGACCACCACCACCACAACAACAACAACCACCACCACCAGAGCGACCACCACCACUCGGACAACCACCGCUCGGACCACCACCACCAGUCGGCCGGCGACGCAGGCCACGCCACCCGCCGGAGCCGCAAGAGCCGCAGAGUGCGGCGUGCCGCCGCUGUUCUCCGGGCCCGGAGCCUCCCCGGAGACCAGGAUCGUAGGCGGCAAGAACGCGCCGUUCGGCAGCUUCCCGUGGCAGGUGUCCGUGCGGCGCACCUCCUUCUUCGGUCUGAGCACCACUCACCGGUGCGGCGGGGCACUGCUCAAUGAGCAGUGGGUCGCCACCGCCGGACACUGCGUCGACGAUCUGGUGCUGAGCCAGAUCCGCAUCCGUGUCGGCGAGUACGACUUUGGCUCGGUGCAGGAGCCGUUCCCGUACCAGGAGCGGAACGCGGCUGGCAAGUUUGUGCAUCCCAAGUACAACUUUUACUCGUUCGAGUACGACCUGGCGCUGGUGAAGCUGGAGCGCCCGGUGGACCUGGCGCCGAACGUGCACCCCAUCUGUCUGCCGGGGAAUGACGACCGGCUGGUGGGGGAGAACGCCACUGUCACCGGCUGGGGUCGGCUCAGCGAGGGAGGCACGCUGCCCAGCAUACUGCAACAGGCAACUGUUCCAAUUAUGGAAAACAGCAAGUGCAAGAAGCUAUUCAAGAAAGCUGGGCGGAAAGAAUAUAUCCCGGAAAUAUUCCUUUGCGCUGGCUUUGAAAAAGGAGGAACUGACUCGUGCCAGGGCGACUCUGGCGGUCCGCUGCAGGUGCGUGGCAAGGACGGCAGAUGGUUCCUGGCGGGAAUCAUCAGCUGGGGUAUCGGCUGUGCCGAGCCCAACCUGCCCGGAGUCUGCACGCGCAUCUCAAAAUUCACCGACUGGGUGCUCAAAAAGGUGGCGACAGAGUGAGGAGGAGUGGCUGUUAGAGGCAGAGUGGAUAACUCUGCCAACUCCUUUCGCCAAACGGCCCAACUCAGGAGCUUCGGACAAUCAGCGUCGGUCGGGCUGCCGCGCUCUGUUGAGCUGGCGGGACACGGGGCGAGGACAAUGCACGUUAUAUACAACGUCAGGACCAUAUCCUGAUUGUGACUCCCUGACGUGCCCGUGGAAUAGCUGUGACGUCAGUGUGACGUCAUUGAACGGCGCAGUGACGCGGCGGUAACAGCUGUUGAUACUCAAACUCUCGGCGAAUGAUAAAUGUCAAAGAGUGGAGCUGUAAGUGAGGGGAGACACCACUGUCUGAGUUUCAUUGAGGGAGUGUGACCACCGGCUAACUGGCUAAUGGUGCGAGUGGUGACUGAUGUGACUAUUGUGUCGCGAGCGUUUAAGUUUUGUUUGCUGUUGAGUGUUGAGCUGUGUGCAGGACGGAAGUUAAUAGCCAUAUAAUACGUUACUGCAGGCUCAAUGAUUGGCACUCGGCACCGACCACUCACGAGCGUUUCGAACCGUCUGUGUCAUGUACAAGAGCGAGAGCGAGUGGCAAAUGACUAAAGAAGAACGUUCACGGAGAGAAAUUACCUACUAUCACUGUUCCAGUUGAAGAGUCUGUGUGAGCUGUCUUGGUGCAGUGUUCGUGUGUUUGUGAGGUUGUUGAUUCUUUACAUGUUACCGAUGCACUAAGCUGUUACAACUUGCCAGUUCCGCGAGCAUGGCUGGCAUCUGCGUGCUUAAUGCACAGAUGUGUUUAUUUGAAAUGCGGAACAGCUUCUUUUCAGUCAUAAUAUAUGAAUCAAACACGAUUACCCGUCCGAAAUAUAUGAGCAUGACCGUA
Messenger RNA from Amphibalanus amphitrite, 3691 nucleotides. RefSeq names its product serine proteinase stubble-like. The coding region runs from base 268 to 2829 and encodes 853 amino acids. Gene Ontology annotation, molecular function: serine-type endopeptidase activity. NCBI's taxonomy places the organism in Eukaryota, Metazoa, Arthropoda, Thecostraca, Balanomorpha, Balanidae. Gene Ontology annotation, biological process: proteolysis. The record is from RefSeq and is a predicted model, not a curated record. The transcript is spliced from 7 exons.